Messenger RNA from Paramecium tetraurelia, 777 nucleotides. RefSeq lists its product as uncharacterized. The record is from RefSeq and is a predicted model, not a curated record. NCBI's taxonomy places the organism in Eukaryota, Ciliophora, Oligohymenophorea, Peniculida, Parameciidae. The transcript is spliced from 2 exons.
AUGCAAGAUAAAUUGAAUUAUGAAGAGCAAGAUUAAAAUUCAAAAUAAAGAAUAUCAACUUGCAAAGAAGCGCUUAAGUUUCUAUUUUAUGUAAAUGAUAAAUUGCAGUAAUCUGGUGAUUUAGAUCAAUAAGAAGUAUAUUAAAAAUCACUUCAUAAAUGGAAUUUAAUGAGGAAGGAAGAAUAAAAUUAAUAAUAACACAAAAUAGAUAAUACGAAAUUUAAAGAAUAAAACAUGCUUAAAAGAAUAUUAUAAGAAAAGGAAAGAAGUUAAGAAAUUGAAGUCUCUAGUUUAAAUUCUCUAUAAAAAGGUUAUUAGUAAGUUUAAAUAAUAUAAAAUUUAUUAUAAUAGGAGAUUUAUUAAGAAUUGAAGCCUUAACCUAUUUAAUCAAUAAACAACAUAAAUGAGGAUCGAAAUAAAGGCAUCAAUGUGGGAAAUGAAGAAAACAAUAGUGUUAAAUAGCAAAAAGAUGAAAGUUAAGUUCAAUCAUAAAAAUUGUAAGAGGAAUUAUAGAAUAAUGAAGAACAAAAACCUCACUAGGAGGGUAGUGAUGAUGAAGACCAAAAGAAGGUGAUGAAAUGGAAUCCUAGAAUGAAAAAUUCUAAAGCCAGACAAUCAAAAUCAAACUAAAAAAGAGUGCUUAGUUAAUCCAAAAAGAAAUAGCUUUUACAUUAAGAUCUUGUAAAUAAUGUUAUACACUCUUAUAACUGUAAUAAUGAAAUGACGAUUGAUCAUUUGAAAUAAUUGAUGGAAAGCAUGUUAAAUGAAACUAUUUGA